Ornithodoros turicata is the source of this 1604-nucleotide messenger RNA. RefSeq names its product ankyrin repeat domain-containing protein 26-like. Gene Ontology annotation, biological process: intraciliary transport. The transcript has 8 exons. NCBI's taxonomy places the organism in Eukaryota, Metazoa, Arthropoda, Arachnida, Ixodida, Argasidae. Gene Ontology annotation, cellular component: axoneme. The record is from RefSeq and is a predicted model, not a curated record. Bases 137 to 1558 code for a protein of 473 amino acids.
UCGCACUCUGUACGAGUACCACAUUGAGCACAACGACCUGCGGGGUGUCCAACGCGUACACGGUGGCUGCUUCAGGAGGACAAUGACAGUUACUGUAUUUGACAUGUCAUCCAGCUGAUGGACAGGUGUAGCUGCAAUGCAGAUACCCGAAGGAUCGCAAGACCACGUUUCAAAUGGCCAAGGCGUCACAAAUGGGCACGUCCAUGGAAGUGGAACGACCGCACGAUACAAAGGCGGCGGCAGCGGACGAGGUUCCGAGUCGGACUCCGACUGUCCUGAACUAAAGGCCGGCUCAACAGGGCGAACUUGCACGCCAGAAGACAGAGAUUCUGUGAGCAGUAUGCUCUCUUCGCAGCCGCCGUCCGUGUCGAAGAAAAUGUCGCAUAAGAAGUCCGUUACUCACGAUUACAAGGUUGAGGAGCUUCGGAAUGAGAUCAGAGACUUGGAACGAAGGCUCAAGAACACAGAGUACGAGAACCAAACUCUGAAAAGGAUUCAAGUUCGCCAUGAGCGCGAACUACUGAAAGCAGAGUCAUCUCGGCACGACGAUGUCUACCUUAAUAAGCCAUACGUGGAAGAAGUGCGGGCGCUCAGGAGGCUCCUGUCAGAGAGCAAGGAUAAGCACAGGGAUUACGAAAAAAGGCUUCAGCAACGACACGCUGAGUUGCAGCGACUAAAGCUACAGCUGAGCAAAAUUCACCAGGCGGUCCAGGAACGUGAUGCACUAUUGGAGAAAGAAGAAGCAUCACUCAAGAAAAUUGGCAUGUUAGAAACGGAACUUCGUCACCAAGAAACAGAGGUGGAGGAGUUAAGGCGCAAGCUAGAUCUGACAGAAAAGGCUCACAAAGACGAACUGGAAGAAGAAAAGUCAAACAGCCGAGAAAUACAGAAGAAGUUGGUGGAACUCCGCAAUCUACAUCACGAACUUCACGAUAAAAUGAAGAGCGCGAUGUACCAGAACGGAAACCUUCGGAAGGGAAUGACGCUGAAUGGCAAGGAGCCGAAAGACGCGUUCAACUCCUAUGUCAUGAGCCUCGACCAGGAAAGGAAAGAGCGGCUCCUCGCGAAGCUUCGAGAAAUCGACUUGAACGGUCAGUCGGACACCAUUCACUGCGAGAGAAUUCGCAGCCCACGGCGGCACUCCAUGGAGUCCGCCCAUCUGUACGGUCCCAGGACAAAGUCCCCCGUACGAAGAGCCAGCAGAGGAACGUACAACUUUUUUGAAGGAGCAAGCACGUCAAACCCGGCGACGUCUUCCUCAGGAGGCCUUGGUAGACGUACCAUGAGUGACACAUUUCCCCGGUCCAGCUCGCGUCGGAAGUCUUUUCUAGAGAAUCUCCAAGAGAUCGACGCAGCGGAACUGGCCCCGGCGUAUCGGAAACACAGUAUGGCCGACAUUUUCGGCAGCAGCAACCUGAGGCCCGAGAAGACGUCGAAGUCGAGUGGUGGUUCAGGGUCCAUUUUAGCGGGCGAUAGCAUCUUCCCGGAGCUGAGCAAUUCUUCGAAGAAGUCGUCUUCACAGAGCUUAUUUCCGUGGGAGCAAAAAACAAACUUUUAGGCAACGCAAUAAACAAAAGAGGGUAUCUUGCUACGAGAAACCUAAC